Molecule: messenger RNA, 1286 nt
Organism: Sesamum indicum (sesame)
Lineage: Eukaryota; Viridiplantae; Streptophyta; Magnoliopsida; Lamiales; Pedaliaceae
Product: nuclear transcription factor Y subunit A-2-like
Biological process (GO): regulation of DNA-templated transcription
Cellular component (GO): CCAAT-binding factor complex
Molecular function (GO): DNA-binding transcription factor activity; DNA binding
Source: RefSeq, a predicted model, not a curated record
UUGGGAUCUCUAUUAUACAUACGCCUUCUUGGGCUCUCCCUCUCUCCCCCCUCUCCCUCUCUCUCUCUCUCUCCUCUCUCUCUCUCUCUCUCUCGCUCGCUCUCGGCGGCUGCUGUUUGAAAUCGUACCGACACUUUUGGUCCAGAAGAAAAAACGUUCUUUUUCUUGAACCUGAAAAAUGUCGACCAUGCAUAGUGUAUUCUUCAAAGAACAAGAAGGGAUUGCCCUGAAUGACAGUAACGCGCCACCGUCGGAAGUCGCGUGUUGGAAUCUUGGGCUGGGAUCUCAGCCAGCAGCGGCGGCGGGGGGGGCUUAUAGUUACGGCGAUGCUUUUAUCCAGUCAAAGCUUGCAGCAGCUGUGCUGGAACUUUCUGCUGGUGGGAAUCAGUUCAAUGUGGGAAAGGUUUCUGAAGAUCUGCAAGCCCUGGGAAAGGGAGAUUCUACUCACUUCACUCUUUUCUCUGAUUAUGAUUUAGGUGAUUCCAGAAUUGCUGAAAACGGGGCCAAAAAUCUGCAGACUCUCUCCUCAUUCCAACCCUAUCCCACCAUGGACUAUCAAGUCCCUUUCAAGCUUGGAUUCGGCCAACCAAUGAUUUGUGGACAAUAUCCUUAUGCAGAGCAUUGCUAUGGCCUCUAUUCAACUUACGGAACUCAAAUUGCGGGCCGGAUGAUGCUACCGUUGAACAUGGCUAGCGAUGGUGCCCCGAUUUUCGUUAAUGCCAAGCAGUACAAUGCUAUCAUGAGGCGCAGAAAGGCGCGUGCAAAGGCAGAAUUACAGAACAAACUGCUCAAACGUCGCAAGCCGUAUCUGCACCUGUCGCGCCAUCUCCAUGCAAUGAGGCGUCCUAGAGGCAGUGGCGGCCGGUUCCUCAACACGAAGACGAUCAUGAAACGAACUGAUAAGGAAGAGAAGCAGCAGCCACAACGAACUGAGUCACAGAUAUUUGAAGUGCUGCAAUCUGAUGGAGCUGGGAUUAAUUCAAAGGGGCUGGCGAAUGUGAUCAGUGGAUGCAUUAGUCCAGCCGGCUCUGAGGUGACCAGUCAGCUGUUCUCCACUGCAACCAUGAUCCGCCGGUUUCAGAUUAAUCAUCUGAACGCGUCGUUUCAGCCCGUCCGGGAUUUGGCGAAUACCGGGCUUGGGAUCACUCUGGAUGCUGGCAAUUACCUGAAAGUCUGAUGACGGCAACUGGUGGGGUUGGUAUCCUGUGUUGUUGGCACCACCCCAUCAGGCGAUCUCUUCGGGGCAAUUCAUUCUUGGCUAAUGAUCUCCAACGACCUACAACUCG